Hordeum vulgare subsp. vulgare (domesticated barley) is the source of this 1778-nucleotide messenger RNA. RefSeq names its product growth-regulating factor 4-like. Gene Ontology annotation, molecular function: ATP binding. The record is from RefSeq and is a predicted model, not a curated record. The transcript is spliced from 5 exons. Lineage: Eukaryota; Viridiplantae; Streptophyta; Magnoliopsida; Poales; Poaceae. Gene Ontology annotation, biological process: developmental process; DNA-templated transcription; regulation of DNA-templated transcription. Gene Ontology annotation, cellular component: nucleus. Bases 345 to 1535 code for a protein of 396 amino acids.
CUCCUCCUCGCUUGCAUUUGCAUAGCUGGGAUCCACAGCCUCCUCCUCCUCCUCGUGUCGGCCUCGUCCACAUCCCCCAUCCAUCCAUCUUGGCUCUCGCCUCCUCCGGGCGAGCGAGGCGGACAGCGACGCAGCCAGAGAGAGAGAGAGAGGGGAGAGGGACAAAGCCGGUAAUAAAGGCGCGCGCACAAGCCAAGCAAAGCACAUUAACGAGGCCAGCCCGCGGGGAACCCCAUUAAAGACACCGGGGGAGCGAGGAAGCAAGCAAGCAAGCAAGCACAGGGGCUUAGCUUAGCUUGGCUUGUGUGUUGUGUGCGCGCGAGGGAGACAGCCGGCCGAGAAAGAUGGCGAUGCCGUAUGCCUCUCUUUCCCCGGCACGCGACCGCCGCUCCUCCCCCGCCGCCACCGCCACCGCCACCGCCUCCCGCCUCCCCUUCUGCCGCUACUACCCCUUCUCCGCCGGCAAUGGCGCGGGGGAGAAGGCGCGGGCGGACGGGGGGUGGCUGGCGAGGCCGGUGCCCUUCACGGCAGCGCAGUACAAGGAGCUGGAGCACCAGGCCCUCAUAUACAAGUACCUGGUGGCCGGCGUUCCCGUCCCGUCGAAUCUCGUGCACCCCAUCCGCCGCGGCGUCGAAGACCUCGCCGCCCGCGUCUACCACAACUACCUCGGCAGUACGUCAGCACAACAUGUUAGGAGUGAAUUAUUCCGGGGCAAGAAGGUGGAUCCAGAGCCGGGGCGGUGCCGGCGCACGGACGGCAAGAAGUGGCGGUGCGCCAAGGAGGCCUUCUCCGACUCCAAGUAUUGCGAGCGCCACAUGCACCGCGGCCGCAACCGUUCAAGAAAGCCUGUGGAAACGCAGCUCGUCCCCCACUCCCAGCCGCCGCCGGCCGCCUCCGCCGUGCCGCCCCUCGCCACCGGCUUCCAGAGCCACUCUCUCUACCCCGCCAUCGGUGGUGGUGGAGGCGGGGGGAACAGCAUGUCCAGCACCUUCUCCUCCGCGUUGGGGCCCCCUCAGCCGCACAUGGCUCCCUACGCGGCUCUCGGCGGCGGCGGAACAUGCAAAGAUUUCAGGUACACCGCAUAUGGAGUAGGAUCUUUGGCAGACGAGCACAGUAAGCUCAUCACAGAAGCCAUCAACACCUCCAUGGAGAGCCCAUGGUGCCUGCCGCCAUCGUCUGAAACGACCACAUUCCCGCUCCCAAGCUACCCUCCUCAGCUUGGGGCAACGAGUGAAUUGGGUCAGAACAACAACAGCAAUAGUAACAGCAAUGCUGCCAAGGCCGAGCGACAGCAGCAGCAACCGCUUGGCGACUUCGACAGCGGCGCCAUCAACCCCAUGGAGCAGGACAACCAGACCCUGCGGCCGUUCUUCGACGAGUGGCCCAAGGCGAGGGACUCGUGGUCGGACCUGACGGAUGACAACUCUAGCCUCGCCUCCUUCUCGGCCACCCAGCUGUCGAUGUCGAUACCCGACUUCUCCGUCGCCAGCUCCCAGUCGCCCAACAGUAUGUUGUUCGCCGGUGAGAUGUACUAGGCCGGUAGCAUCAGUUUCGUCGUGGUCGUCGUCCCCUUUCUCCAUAAGUUGACACUACCUACACCGGCUGAAAACUGACUUGAACUGAAUGUGGAUCGUUCUGCUGGCCCUCGAAGCCAUCCACUGUGCUUGCCGUAGCACCUCAACCUUAUAUGGUUCUAUAGUUUAUCAGUAUUUGCCGUGUGAGAUUUGUACCGACAAGAACAAGAAUGAAAAGCUUCAUCCUGGCAUCGUUUUCCUUGA